Messenger RNA from Lobosporangium transversale, 2529 nucleotides. RefSeq lists its product as hypothetical. Bases 1 to 2529 code for a protein of 842 amino acids. Lineage: Eukaryota; Fungi; Mortierellomycota; Mortierellomycetes; Mortierellales; Mortierellaceae. The record is from RefSeq and is a predicted model, not a curated record. The transcript has 3 exons.
AUGCCAUCCUUUCUUAAACGGUUCGCAACCAUCUCUCAUGGUUCAGGUCAAUCUAAAAAAGACCGGAUCAACAAAAAAGCCAACAGCAAUCACAAAAACGCCAGCAGCAGCAACGUGCUUUCAAUAGCAUUAGGGCAUCAUCCACGAAGGCAAACACAUACAGGCACAUGUGGGACUAGUUCUGCACAUGAGUUAGAUCAAGAGUUGGUCAAGAGGAAUAGCUCCAUGAGCACCGAUAGCAGUGUUUCCUCUUCAUCUUACACAUCCUCACCCUCCAACGUCUCCACUGCAAUGACAUCCAAUUCUUCAUUACCCUUUGAUCUGAAAAAUAGUUCGUCGCAAGAAAAUACCUAUUGUUAUCAUCAGCAACAGCAGAUUAGUACCACUUCCACAAAUGCUGUAGAGCCACCAAAAAAGAAAACACCAACUAACCAUAAUCAACAAGAGCCCUCACAUUCCUUGCCAUCAACAUCAACAACAUUAUCGUCCUCACAUUCUUUUCAACAGACUCCUAAUAUCCCCAUCCCCUCUUCUGGCUCAAGGCAUGACAGAGCAGCAUCAGAAAGCCUAGAAGACGGGGAGCAGAGGCAGAAGAGUGGUUCCCUUUCAUUAACCUUAGAUCCUCGCGCGAGCUCCAUGCCCACACUUCAACAUUCCUCUACUUCGCAUUCUACUUCUUUGAGGGAUCAACAUCAUCAACCUAUCCAACCGAGUCCUUAUCAUUCAGCGGCUUUUACCCCUAUUGUAACCAAUGUCACUACUGCUUCAUCACCCAUGUCAUCGUUAAGUCCCACUUCUGGACUAAGAUUGAGUAAUAUCAGGGGUGGCAGUGUGGAGCAGCGCUCACGUCCAUUAUCUGAACACUUCAACUUGGAUCCUCCUCCUAGGGCCACUUUGAAAAAGUCCCAAACUCUAAGCAGCAAAAAGAAAAUCGUAAAUAAAUCAUUGCCGAGCUUUUUACCUCAGCAUGAGCAACAGCAGGAACAGGAACAACAGGAGGAAGUUCAUGAGCAGUCAUUGUAUGGUAGUGGCACGAUUAAUCCUCGCUUGGCGUAUCAGCCCAAGAUCGGCCGAUGGGGAAGUAAGAGUGGAGUUGGGAUCAACGAGAUGAUGAUCGAUCUGGAGACGGCAGGUGUUUUUGUCCCUUCUAAUGGCCAACGUCUUCGCGCAGAAUUUGUCUAUCGGACAGUGAUUCAAUGUGCGGACGAGAUCCGUCGUCGAGGCCUUGACCAUGAAAAUAUCCUCCUCAAUCCUUCACCUAAAAAAGUCAUUUUAUCUAUGAUCGCGCUCAUGACAGACCAAGAGCGUUGUGACUUAUACUCGAUCCAAUGUCUCAGGAUCGAUACAGUUGCAGGCUUGAUGUUGAACUUGCUUUCACAAAUGUCGAACCCCGUGAUCCCUUAUGCAGUGAUGGAGCAUUAUUUCAAGCAAGGUGGAUAUUCGACCACACGAUCACCUGCAUUGGAAGCCGUGAUCAGCAAUGCUAAGACGCCAAUUUUGCCAGUAUCAAAAGCAUCAACGACCUUACGGAGUCGGCAUCGAAAGUCAUUGUCUGUUCCAGCGAUGAUAUCGACGCGCACAGCUGAAUCAUCCACAGCCACAGCUUCCACAGUAACUCCGGACAGUAGUGAGGGAAGUGCACCUGUGCCAUCGAGCUCACCAAGAUCUCCAGCGUCUAUUGACGUUCUGUUAUCUUUACCUGCCAUUCCUGCACUACCCCCAAAAGGAAGCCCACAAGCAACCAAUGUUGCAUGGGCACGCGAGCACUUUGAUUUGGCUAUGUUCUUGGCUGUACUGCCUGAGAUGAAUCGAGUCAUUCUAUUGGAGGUAUUGCAUCUCUGCCAAGAACUCCUGGAUCACCAACUCUGGAACCAUUUGACGAUCAGUCGAUUGGUCCAACAGAUCUCACCGGCCUUGUUCUCAACCGUAUUUGAUCGAAGGAUCUUGGAGAGCAUGGCAGGAGGGCCGGUGAGCUGUUCGAUCCAUGGAGAAACUAUUUCUUCAGAAGAAGGAGCAAGAGCUGAGAGUCACUUGUUUAUGGUGAUCCUAGUGCGGUUCCUACACCUUACAGCUGGGGCUAAUGCAGUCAAUCCUCUGAUGAAUAAUAUAAACCUGACUGUUAGCGGAGCUGAAGGCGUCUAUGGCCCCAAUGGUGCUGGAAUUACGUUCCGAAAGAGUCAAGAACGUCUUAUGGAAGAUCAGCAAGAGUACCAUAAGAGAAUGGCUCAUGCGUAUCAUCAGAUGGAGAUCCAAAAGCAACCAUCUCAGCAUUUCGGUGUAUACAGUGCUAGCCAGAAGCAACAGCAACAAAAGGAAAGAUCAGGUUCAAAUCUUUCACUUCCAGCCAACCCUCAGGACAUCAUCGCUGGAAGUAGCGCCGCAGGGACGACAACUAUGCUUAGUCCAUGCCAAUCAUUGAGCGAAAUAAUGAUGCCAGAGGCAUCAUCUUCACUAAGGAAGAAGGCUUCACAACAUGAUCAUUUCAAGCCUAUCCGUUCUCACCCCCUGGGGAAAGCCAUUGCUGCGUAA